This is a messenger RNA of Saccostrea cuccullata (small rock oyster), 483 nucleotides long. RefSeq names its product replication protein A 14 kDa subunit-like. Gene Ontology annotation, biological process: DNA replication; nucleotide-excision repair; mismatch repair. The coding region runs from base 58 to 414 and encodes 118 amino acids. Gene Ontology annotation, molecular function: single-stranded DNA binding; damaged DNA binding. Gene Ontology annotation, cellular component: DNA replication factor A complex; nucleus; site of double-strand break. The transcript has 4 exons. The record is from RefSeq and is a predicted model, not a curated record. NCBI's taxonomy places the organism in Eukaryota, Metazoa, Mollusca, Bivalvia, Ostreida, Ostreidae.
CGGUUUCUCUUCAUAACUGACCGUGUAACCGUUUUGUUUUGUUUCUUACAUCCAAACAUGUCUGAUUUCUCUAAACCAAGGGUGAACGGGAAAAUGUUAUCAAGUUUUCAGGGACGAUGUGUUUGUGUUCUUGGAAACGCUAAAGAUGUUGACAGCAAUGGGACAGCUUUCACCCUGUCAACAAGUGAUGGUCAAGAUAUCAGAAUAAUUAUGCAGGAGCCACUUGGAGAGUAUGUUUCAGGAUUAACUGAAGUCCACGGGAAUGUGGAUGCACAGAACAAUAUUCAUUGUCAAAACUACAUAGCUUUCCCAAAGGAAAUAAGUGAUACAUUUGACAUGGGACUUUAUAAUGAUGCAGUGGAGUUAACAUCACGGUUCAGUGAAUUUUAUAAAGUUGGUGUGACAGAUCAAUAGAACUACAUUCAAAUCUUUAAAAGUACAGUUCUUCAAGAAAAAGAAAGGAAAAAACUUGCUGUGCAAGUU